Messenger RNA from Sphaeramia orbicularis (orbiculate cardinalfish), 865 nucleotides. It is a transcript of the gene pyya, whose product is annotated as peptide YYa. NCBI's taxonomy places the organism in Eukaryota, Metazoa, Chordata, Actinopteri, Kurtiformes, Apogonidae. Gene Ontology annotation, biological process: feeding behavior; neuropeptide signaling pathway. Gene Ontology annotation, molecular function: neuropeptide hormone activity; neuropeptide Y receptor binding. Gene Ontology annotation, cellular component: extracellular region. The coding region runs from base 123 to 416 and encodes 97 amino acids. The record is from RefSeq and is a predicted model, not a curated record. The transcript has 4 exons.
GUGGAACAGAGCUCGAGCCCAGACCUCCACCUCCACGAGCUGCUGCUGUGACGCAACACCUGUGGCUCCGACUACCACCUGUGGCUCCGACUACCACCUGAAACAUCCCAAGUCUGCGCAAAAUGGCUGUGAUGCUGAAGCCGUGGACGGUGCUGGUUGCCGUGGUGCUGUGUGUUCUGGUGUGUCUGGGGACCCUUUCAGACGCUUACCCCCCCAAACCUGAGAACCCCGGUGAAGACGCCCCCCCUGAAGAGCUGGCCAAGUACUACACAGCCCUGAGACACUACAUCAACCUGAUCACCAGGCAGAGGUAUGGAAAGCGUUCUGCACAGGAAGACGUGGUGGCUGAGCUGUUGUUCGGAGGUGACAGCAACAGAGACCAGAGGUCAAGAUACGAUGACUCCUACAUGUGGUGACUCCGCCCCCCCUUCUCUCCCUCCUCAUCAGGCAUUCCCUCCAGGUGCGUUCCCAUAAUGCACCUGGAGGGGCCGACGUGUGCCUCUCACCUCUGACCCUUGAACCUCAUUCGACCAAUGACCAUCACUGACCUGAAAACACACGUUCUCUCUCUCUGUCUCUCUGCUCAUUUGUCUCCCAUCUCUGUCAUUACAAAUCAAACUGUACAUAAUUUAAUAUUGAAAUAAAGGUCUAUAUGAUUUCACAGCUACUAAUCAGAAGGUGGAACUGUAUCUGUGUCUGUGUGUGAGCUUUGUCCAGCACUGUUUAGAGGAAGAAGUCCUGGUUCUACUGUUGCUACUGUCAAUAGUAACACUAGAAUAAAUAAAUACAAAUUAUUGUGUGUGUUUACUUCUUUAUUUAAUGUUGGUUUUUUCGGACAUUAUUAAUGUAAGGAUUAUGACCCUGU